Messenger RNA from Pipistrellus nathusii (Nathusius's pipistrelle), 4296 nucleotides. The record is from the annotation of a GenBank genome assembly. NCBI's taxonomy places the organism in Eukaryota, Metazoa, Chordata, Mammalia, Chiroptera, Vespertilionidae.
AUGGCGGCGGCGGCGGCGGCAGCGGCGGCGGCGUUGGCUCCUCCGGGCUGCCCGGGUUCGUGCCCCAACUUCGCCGUGGUGUGCUCCUUCCUGGAGCGCUACGGGCCGCUGCUCGACCUGCCGGAGCUGCCGUUCCCCGAGCUGGAGCGGGUGCUGCAGGCGCCGCCGCGGGACGUCGGCAACGGGGAAGUACCAAAAGAAUUGGUGGAGCUUCAUUUGAAGUUGAUGAGGAAGAUUGGCAAAUCCGUUACAGCAGACAGAUGGGAAAAAUAUUUGAUCAAGAUAUGCCAAGAAUUUAAUAGCACUUGGGCAUGGGAGAUGGAGAAGAAAGGCUAUCUCGAAAUGAGUGUUGAAUGCAAACUAGCGCUCCUAAAGUACCUCUGUGAGUGUCAGUUUGAUGACAAUCUCAAAUUCAAGAAUAUUAUCAAUGAGGAAGAUGCCGAUACCAUGCGUCUCCAGCCAAUUGGUCGAGACAAAGAUGGCCUCAUGUACUGGUACCAGUUGGAUCAAGAUCACAAUGUCAGAAUGUACAUAGAAGAACAAGAUGAUCAAGAUGGCUCAUCGUGGAAAUGCAUUGUCAGAAAUCGAAAUGAGUUGGCUGAGACUCUUGCACUCCUGAAAGCACAAAUUGAUCCUGUACUAUUGAAAAACCCCAGCCAACAGGACAGCUCUUCCCGGGACAGUCCUAGCUUGGAUGAUGAAGAGACUAAAAAGGAGGAAGAAACACCUAAACAAGAGGAACAGAAAGAAAAUGAAAAAAAGAAAAGUGAAGAGCAGCCAGUAGAUUCAGAAAACUGUCCCAUACCCAAUGCUCUGGAAGAAACGACUAUGAAAAUAGAAAAAGAAGAUGAAAAGGAACUUGUGAAAAUGCCAGUUAUAGUAAAGCUAGAAAAACCUUUGCUGGAAAGCGAGGGGAAAAAGAUUAUCAAAGAAGAAACUGAUGCCUUCAAGGAAAAUGUCAAACCCAUUAAAGUCGAAGUGAAGGAAUGUAAAGCAGACCCUAAAGAUGUCAAAGGAGGCCUGGAGAAGCUAGAGCCCGAGAGGCUAGAGUUUGGUGUCAAUGUUAAAUCUACUCAAGAAAUUACUGAGAAGUCUACUGAAGAAACUGAGAAACUUAAAAAUGACCAGCAGGCCAAGAUACCACUAAAAAAACGAGAAAUUAAACUGAGUGAUGAUUUUGACAGUCCAAUCAAAGGACCUUUGUGUAAAUCAGUUACUCCAACAAAAGAAUUUUUGAAGGAUGAAAUAAAACAAGAGGAGGAGACUCAUAAAAGGAUUUCUGCAAUCACUGCGUUGGGUCAUGAAGGGAAACAACUGGUAAAUGGAGAAGUUUGUGAUGAAAAGGUAACUCCAAAUUUUAAGACAGAACAAAUGGAGACAAAGUUUUAUGAUACAAAGGAAGAUAGCUGUAGCCCCUCUAAGGAUAAAAGUGUCGUCAUGGAGGGAAAAGGAGCAGAGUCCUUAAAUUCUGUUAUAGUAAGUCUUAAAAAAGGUGACCUGGAAAAGGAAGUGGUCCCUUUAGAGAAAGAUGCAGAAAGUUCAGUAUCAGUUGUGGAGACCCAGAGUCCAAAAGAGCAGAUAGAGGAAACUGGUCCUCCCGAAAUGGAAACCUCUCUCGAGGCUUUAGAGAUGGCAGCUGAUCUCUCUUUAAAAACUGCUUUAUCUACUACUGAAUCCCAUACCAUGAAAGUUGAAGAGAAGUCUCCCAAAAAUAAGGAUACACGCCCACCAGUCAUAGAAUGUCUUGAAAAGUUAGAGAAGUCCCAUAAGACCUUUCUUGAUAAGGACCCACAAAGAUUGAGUCCAAUACCGGAGGAGGUUCCUAAGAGUUCUCUGGAAUCAGUAAUGCUGGGCUCUCCCGGGGCAGCUGGAUCUUCCUCGCUGUCUGACAUAGCUGGCCAUUGUGAGAAACCAGCCUCAGAAAAAGAAAUGGUGGAGUGUCAGAGCACAAGUUCUGUUGAGGGUCAGUCCCUGCAAAAAACAGACUCAGAAGUUCCAAAAGAAGAUUCUGAAUCCAUGCAGGUAGAAAUGGACAGCCUGGACAAUGCCCAGACCUCUGGUGCAGAGGACCCUUCAGACACAAAAGGUUCUGUGCAAAAAAACAAAUUUAAGUAUAAGUUGAUUCCUGAAGAAGAAACCACUGCCUCAGAAAACACAGAGAUAACCUCUGAAAGGCAAAAGGAUGGCAUCAAAUUAACAAUUAGGAUAUCCAGUCGGAAGAAGAAGCCAGAAUCUCCUCCCAAAAUUAUAGAACCAGAAACCAAGCAAGAGAAGUCCGAAAAGGAAGAAGAUAAAACAAAUGUGGGUCGUACUUUAAGGAGGUCUCCAAGAAUAUCUAGACCCACAGCCAAAGUGGCUGAGAUCAGAGAUCAGAAAGCUGAUAAAAAAAGAGGGGAAGCAGAAGAUGAAGUGGACGAGGAGUCAACAGCUUUGCAAAAAACAGACAAAAAGGAAAAUUUGAAAAAAAUGGAGAAAGAUACAAAUUCUAAAGUAAGCAAGGUAAAAACCAAAGGCAAAGUUCGAUGGACUGGUUCUCGAACACGCGGCAGGUGGAAAUAUUCCAGCAACGAUGAAAGUGAAGUAUCUGACAGUGAAAAAUCGUCUGCAGCUUCAGAAGAGGAAGGAGAAAAGGAGAGUGAAGAAGCCAUCAUAGCGGAUGAUGAUGAACCCUGCAAAAAAUGUGGCCUUCCAAACCAUCCUGAGCUAAUUCUUCUGUGCGACUCUUGUGACAGUGGCUACCACACUGCUUGCCUUCGCCCUCCUCUGAUGAUCAUCCCUGAUGGAGAAUGGUUCUGCCCCCCUUGCCAACAUAAACUACUGUGUGAGAAAUUAGAAGAACAAUUGCAGGACUUGGAUGUUGCCUUAAAGAAGAAAGAGCGUGCUGAACGCAGGAAAGAACGCUUGGUGUAUGUGGGUAUCAGUAUUGAGAACAUCAUUCCUCCACAAGAGCCAGAUUUUUCUGAAGAUCAUGAAGAAAAGAAAAAAGAUUCAAAAAAAUCCAAAGCAAACUUGCUUGAAAGAAGAUCAACAAGAACACGGAAAUGUAUAAGUUAUAGAUUUGAUGAGUUUGAUGAAGCAAUUGAUGAAGCUAUAGAAGAUGAUAUCAAAGAGGCUGAUGGAGGAGGAGUUGGCCGAGGAAAAGACAUCUCCACCAUCACAGGUCACCGGGGAAAAGAUAUCUCCACUAUUUUGGAUGAAGAAAGAAAGGAAAAUAAACGACCCCAGAGGGCUGCUGCCGCUCGCCGGAAGAAACGCCGGCGAUUAAAUGAUCUGGACAGUGACAGCAACCUGGAUGAAGAGGAGAGUGAGGAUGAGUUCAAGAUCAGUGAUGGAUCUCAAGAUGAGUUUGUUGUAUCUGAUGAAAACCCAGAUGAAAGUGAAGAAGACCCACCAUCCAAUGAUGACAGUGACACUGAUUUCUGUAGCCGAAGACUAAGACGACAUCCCUCCAGGCCAAUGAGGCAAAGCAGGCGAUUGCAGAGAAAAAACCCAAAGAAAAAUUAUUCAGAUGAUGAUGAAGAGGAGUCUGAUGAGAAUAGUAGAGACUCUGAAAGUGAUCUUAGCGAUGACUUUAGUGAUGAUUAUGUAGAGACUCGGCGAAGGCGGUCAAGGAGGAACCAGAAAAGACAAAUUAACUACAAAGAAGAUUCAGAGAGUGAAGGUUCCCAGAAAAGUUUACGGCGUGGUAAAGAAAUCAGACGAGUUCAUAAGCGCAGGCUUUCCAGCUCAGAGAGUGAAGAGAGCUAUAUGUCCAAGAACUCUGAAGAUGAGGAGCUAGCUAAAGAAUCAAAGCGGUCACUUCGGAAGCGGGGUCGAAGCGCAGAUGAGUAUUCAGAAGCAGAAGAGGAAGACAAACCAUCUCGAAAACGGCUACACCGGAUUGAGACAGACGAGGAGAGUUGUGACAAUGCCCAUGGAGAUGCAGAUCAGCCUGCCCAUGAGAGCCAGCCCAGGGUCCUGCCCUCAGAACAGGAGAGCACCAAGAAGCCCUAUCGGAUAGACAGUGAUGAGGAAGAGGACUUUGAAAAUGUGGGCAAGGUGGGAAGCCCAUUGGACUAUAGCUUAGUGGACUUACCUUCCACCAAUGGACAGAGUCCUGGCAAAGCCAUCGAGAAUUUGAUCGGCAAGCCAGCUGAGAAGCCUCAGACCCCCAAGGACAACAGCACAGCCAGUGCAAGCCUGGCUCCCAAUGGGACAAGUGGUGGGCAGGAGGCAGGGGCACCAGAAGAGGACGAAGAUGAGCUUUUAAGAGUGACUGACCUUGUUGAUUACGUCUGUAACAGUGAACAAUUAUAA